Heterobasidion irregulare TC 32-1 is the source of this 1065-nucleotide messenger RNA. RefSeq lists its product as uncharacterized. The annotation marks the transcript as partial. The transcript has 3 exons. NCBI's taxonomy places the organism in Eukaryota, Fungi, Basidiomycota, Agaricomycetes, Russulales, Bondarzewiaceae. The record is from RefSeq and is a predicted model, not a curated record.
GACGCCAUCUUACAAUUCCGCCCCGCCUUCACCCACUCACUUCCUGUCCAGAUUCUGGUCACAUCCAUUAUCUGCACCCUACUCUUCGUUCUCUUCCUGCACCUCCUGCUCACCGCCCGAUACCAUUAUCUCCUCGCACCCGUCAACUUCGCCCUCCAGUUGGUGGCCGUGACCUGCCUGCUCAUAUCCCACCUCGCCAGUCUUGCCGUCGUGCUCCGCGAGGCACUCCUUCAAAGCCAUGAAUGGCCGUACAUGCUGGCUUACAUCGCCGUGACGGUGCCCCCUUCAAGUGAAAGCGCGAAUGCUUGGAGUACAGCCAUGCUCGCGGCGUGGUGCACUUUGAAAUUGGUGAUGUCGGCUCUGAUCCAGAUUACGCACAUUCAACUCUUGACAUUGCUGUUUCCCACUAAAUUCGAAACCCGCCUGAUCUUCUACUUGCUCGGCCCUCUUGCGCUUUUGUCCGCUCUAACUCAACUACAGCCCCUCCUCCCCAACUCCUGGGCGCACAUCAUCAUCGCAACGCACACCACAUGUAACGCGACACUCUCCCUCAUCUACACUUCUGCACUCCUUGCGUGGGGCACGAUCGUCGCACCACGUCGGGCUUGGCGCUCAGAUGGCGGGACCUCAGCGUUCGGUGCCGGAGCUCUCGUUCUCGCCUUGGUUAGCACCGCGCUCUCGUUUGUAUGCAUCCCCGCCGCGGGAAAAAGCUCGACGGUCACGAGCCCUCAGUGCGUGUGGAUUCCUGGCCUUGUGCUGUCCGUUAUCCUGUGGCAGAGCUACCUGGGGUGGUGGUGGUGGGUAGGGGCGAUCUCUGGAGGGUUGGAAGAGGUGGAGAAGUGGAAAAAGCGGGCGAAAGCGGAAAAAGGGCAAAAGAAGAGCCCGAGGGUCGUGGGGAUGGGAACGGGCAGGAGAGGCACCUCAGCUGCACCAACACCAACGGGGGAGGCACUAGCAGAUCCACCCGAUGGCAUCUCCGUACACCAGUCAGACCCGAACCUUCAGCAUGGAACGGUAUCGAGAUGGUGGGUAUCGUUACAUCGCAGACGUAGAGCUGAAGACUGA